AUGCCUCACGAGCCAUCCACCGCUGGUCAUAAGAGCAAGUCUAGCCGAAGACGUAAUAGAGCGAGCAAAGACAACGAUAGUACGAAGACUCAUCGUGGAUCACCGGCACCUCAGCCUCCGGACGUAUCAGACCAUAAUGACGCUGCCUCACGGGUCGAUAGCGACAAAUACAACCCUGAUUUUUAUCUGCUCGGCUUUGGGGCUCAGUUUGAUGAUAAGAAGUAG
This is a messenger RNA of Annulohypoxylon maeteangense, 225 nucleotides long. RefSeq lists its product as uncharacterized. The record is from RefSeq and is a predicted model, not a curated record. Bases 1 to 225 code for a protein of 74 amino acids. NCBI's taxonomy places the organism in Eukaryota, Fungi, Ascomycota, Sordariomycetes, Xylariales, Hypoxylaceae. The transcript has 2 exons.